AUGGCGUGCUGUUGCGCCAAGAACUCGCGGCUCCGCCCAUCGAUGUCCAGAUCUGGGAGCGGCUCUGGCAAAGCUUCUUUGCCUCCACCCAUCGCCACGAGAACCUUCACCUUCGAUCGCUCAUAUCCAAGCAUGAACAGAUGUACAAAGCGUUUGACCGUAGCUGCAGUGAUCCUCUACACCGCUGCACGCAUUGUGGCGAACGUGGUGAUGGUGGAAACCAUUGGACACUCCAUCUGGACGGAGAUGCACCCGGGCUUCGGCGCGCCGGACCUCGUCGUCCGCCCGGUCAUCACCGGUCUGGGCCUCUUGAUCUUCCUCCUUCGCCCGGAGCGCUUCUCGGCUCGGCCGCUGCACCGCUGGAGCCGGCGCAACGUGCUGCUGCUGGCGGUGCCCUUUUGGGAUCCGUGGUUCCGGCAGUGGCUGGCUGAGGGGAAUAUCAUUCAAGCACCGACCUUCCUCUUGGCCUUUUGGCAAAUGGUCUCCAAUGCGAUGCAAGUGCGCUGCACCAGCCUAAAGCUUCGAUCUUUAGGUUCCAGGCGCUUGGCAAGGUGUACAGACGUGAGCUUACUGAUGAUUCUGGUCCCAGUCACAGCCAUUGGCACCUUGGUCUUGUACUUGAUCCGCAGCAUUUGGGAUGAACCCAUCAACGCCUGGGCGCGAUAUUUCCUGAUCCCCCUGGUCUUGCUCUUCCUGGCAGUGGUGCUGCUUCAGUCCUUGAGUCUCACGACGAAGGCCUGUCGUGCCGUCGGCCGCUACGAGUGGCACGAGAUUCAGUCGACGGUGUGUUGCUUGUGGACCAAUGCGGUGCUCAUCGUCUUGGGGCCGGCGUUGUCCUUUUAUACCCUGGUGGUGCAAACCACUGACUUCUUCUACAUCUCUCAGUCCUAUUGGCUCACUCUGGACUUCAGCCUGCAGAUCUUCAACUCUCUACUGCUCAGUGGAAUGCUGGGUUGGAAGGAGUGGGCACGUCCUUUGGAGGCCUUCCAUCAAUUGGCCGAAGAGGCUGGCUUGGGCUUGGCCUUCAAACGCGUGGCUUUUCCAGGAGCUAUCAAUCCAGAGGCCCAGAGUUGUAUCGCCUCCUUUCCGGGCAAAUAUAGCGAGCUUUGGGACGAUGCCGUGGCCAUCGCGCUGGAGAAGCACGACGUUUGCAGCCUUGCGUGUGUCUUUCUGACGGAUACGGCUUCAGGUCUGGGACGCCACGCGGCGAACCCCGACUGCCCCGGCGACUGUUGGUGUCGAGCGCUCUAUGGCACUGUACCACCCAUCGCCUACUUGAGCGUGGUGGAUCCCAGCUGCGAAGGUGACGAGUUGGCCUUCAAGCAGGCGGACGCGGCGGCCAUGGGGCAACACUUGUUGGUCAAGAAAUCGCACACCAGCACUGUAGAGUCGGAUCAUGAGUUGGCGAACGCCUUGCAGGAGGCUCAACGCCGCGAGAGGAACGAGAGGAACUGCCCCGGGCAAUGGAAGAAGAACAUCCAUCGAGCACUGGAGCUGCAUCAAACCUUACACGUCUUCUACUUCGAGGGCCGUCGAGGUCUUGGGAAGCUCUCCUGGGAUGAGCUGGGCGACCAGGCCGCCAAGGAUCGCGCCAGGAAGAACGGAGGCCUUGGAGCCUCGCAGACGGCAGAGGUGGCGUACCUGGAUAAGUUGGGCGUGCCAUAUGUGGAGCACGACAUAGCCGAGUUCUACUCCUUUGUCUCACAGCAGUCAGUGGAGGUUUCUGUCGACGACAGCUUCAUCGGUUUGGUGCAGCUCACGCAGCACUUCGUGGCUCGCUGUCGGCCGCAGCAGCUGGCGAACGCCUUGUGGAGCUGUGCGGUGUUGAUGUUUCAGCCAGUGGAGCUUUUGACGUUGCUGUGCAGAUGGGCCGUGAAGCGCUUGAGCAACUUCGUUCCGCAAAACGUGUCGAACAGCAUCUGGGCCUUGGCCACGCUGGGCUUCGUGGACGAAGAGUUGUUGGAGCUGGUUCCCAAGCAUGUCGAGGCCAACCUUCAAGACUACAGCCCUCAGGACUUGUCCAACACCUGCUGGGCCUUCGCGCGCCUCCAACGGCCCUGCGACGCGCUCUUCCGCUGGGUCCUCGCAGAGUCGGUGAUGCAACUGAGUCGCUUCCAGCCUCAAAACAUGUCGAACCUGGUUUGGGCAUGUGCCACCGUGAUGUACAAGGAUGAGGAGGCCAUGAUGGCGAUCGCCGUCAGUGCAUGUGCCCGUGUGGCCGAGUUUGGAACCCAGGAGCUGUCCAAUCUCACCUGGGGUCUAGCGACACUGGGCAUCUUCUGUGAGGACUGGAUGGAAGCCAGCGGUGCUGAGAUGAUGAAACACUGCAAGGAAUGUGUGCCACAGGAUCUGUCGAACACGUUGUGGGCCUAUGGCACGCUGAAGCACAAGCGCAACGAGCACAUUCGCGCAAUCAACUGGGAAGUGAUGCGUCAGAUCGAAUGGUUUUCGCCGCAAGGCUUAUCAAACGUGAUUUGGGGUUUGUCAGCCGUCGAAUACCGCGACAUGAAGGCGCUGACGUGCAUCAGCGAGGAGAUCCUGCGACGGCCCGUCGAGCAGCUGACGCCGCCGGAUAUCUCCACGUUGCUCUACAGCUUCGCGGUGCUCGCCUGGACUCACGAGGACGCGCUGCGGAAGCUGCGCCGGGCGGUGCUGGCGAAGAUGGAUCGCUUGGCCUCGAGGGACGUGGCGAACGUCUCCUGGGCCAUGGUGACGCUGUCCCUGCGCGACGACCGGCUGUUUCGCUUGCUCAUGGAGAAGGCCGAGCAGCUGCUGCCGGAGUUCACCGUCACCGGGCUUUGCAACGUCGCUUGGGCUUUCGUCCGCUUCGGCCUGCCGGUGUCCGGUGGGCUGGCGCGCGGCUUGGCUCAGGAGACGCUGCAGCGCCGGGAGGAGCUGUUUGACGAACCCGGCGACGCGGUGCUCCUCGCUGACGCCGUGUGCAGCGAGUGGAGUCACCACGUGGAGCCCUCCGUCUUGGACCGAUGCGAUGCGAUCGGCAGGUGGCCAUACCAAGAGGUGCUCGUCUUCCUGGAAGACUGGACCAACAUCCCCACGAUGGGCAACGGUGGUGGCGAAGUGGAGACCUAUCAGUCACGAGUCACUGGCUUCAAGACGAUCCAGCUGGGGCAGCGGAUGUCGUGCGAGAUGAUGCAGAAGUUCAACAUGUUGGAAGAUGAUUCCAAGAUCUACUUGCCACUGCGGCGCAUGCGCGAGGACUGGCUGCUGCGGAACAUCCAAGUUGCAUAUGAGCAAGAUCCGACGGAUGCGACGAUGAAGCACAAGACAACUUGUACCUGGCAACUGACCCUGCCAGAUGGCUCCUUUCUGCAAGAGCCUCAGGUGGUGGCCAGUGGAACUGCCAUGGACGAGCCCAUCCGUUUGGUGCACUGCUUGGUGGAACAUCCUCGUGCCAACGACGCGGAGUUCCAGGUGCUCAACAAAGCCGCCGACCGUUUGUUGAAACAUGGCAGUGGAUCAGCUGGUGCCACUCUGCAUUUGGACGUGAGCGAGAUCCCAUGCUUGUCAUGCCUCGGUGCCUUGCGACAGUUCCAGAAGGCCUUUCCGGAGGUCUCGCUGCGGGCGUCCUUCAGCAUCCGCAAGGUCUGCGAGAUCUCGGAGGACUGUUCCGGCGACCUCGACCGGCCGUUGCCGAUGCCCGGGCGGCCGGCGACGGACUUGCCACGGCCCUCGCCGCAGGAGGUGCUUGACAAUCGAGGGCGCGGGCGGCCCAUGUCUUCCAUGGCCGCACCACCAGCGGUCCGCCGGAAGCUACGACGGCCACCGGACCCCGAGGCACCUAAGGCCGCCGCCUUGGCCCUCAACGGCGCUCGCACUUCAGCCGUGAACGGCGACGAGGUGAAGAAGAGCCAGGAUCCGGCUCAGCCGCUGAAUGGAACGAAGGGUACGAAGAUCCAGGAGGCACGGCCUAUCUCCAUGUAUGAGCAGGUGAAGCGCAAGGAUUGGGCGCAGUCCUUCUACUGA
Molecule: messenger RNA, 3984 nt
Organism: Durusdinium trenchii
Lineage: Eukaryota; Dinophyceae; Suessiales; Symbiodiniaceae
Source: the annotation of a GenBank genome assembly